UCUGCUGACAGGCUGCCUCUCCUCUCCGACAGCAGGCAGCCAGACGUCAGCACGUCUUUAUUCCACUAGUCGAGAGUUAAAGUAAUGAAAGAGGAACAUAAUCUCCCUUCAUGCCUACUUUCAACAAAAAAGAAGUUAUGGAUAUUUGCGACGGGAAGAAGAGGAAACAGGUAAGCGGCAGGCUGCGGGGCUGCAGGCGGAGCGUGGCCGUCAAGAUGAAGCGGGAGGUGGGCAAAGUGCUCCGCUCCCUCACGGUGGAGGACAAUAACAACCGCAUGGAGGAGGAGGAGGAGGAGGAGGAGGAAGAGGAGGAGGGCUGCUUCACCAUCAGCUUCAUCCGGAACGAGCGCCUGGAGCCGGCCGUGGCCGUGGCCGUGGCGCCCCGGUACAACCUGCUGCGGGAGGUGGGCCGGGGCAGCUACGGGGUGGUGUUCGAGGCUAUAGCACGCAAAACAGGCGCCAGGGUGGCGGUGAAGAGGCUCCAGUGCGACGCGCCGGAGAACGUGGAGCUGGCUCUGGCCGAGUUCUGGGCCCUGACGAGCCUGGAGAACCGGCACCAGAACGUGGUCCAACUGGAGGAGUGCGUCCUGCAGAGGAACGGGCUGGCGCAGAAGAUGAGCCACGGAAACAAGCUCUCAAAACAGUACCUGCGCCUGGUGGAGACCUCGCUCAAAGGAGAGCGUAUCCUGGGUUACCCCGAGGAGCCCUGCUACCUCUGGUUCGUCAUGGAGUUCUGUGAAGGCGGAGACCUCAACCAGUACAUCUUGUCCCGCCGGCCCGACCCCCACACCAACAGGAGCUUCAUGCGCCAGUUAACGAGCGCCGUGGCGUUCCUCCACAAGAACAAUAUCGUCCAUCGGGAUCUGAAGCCGGACAACAUCCUCAUCUCGCAGAAAUCCGGCUCUCCUGUUCUCAAAGUGGCCGACUUCGGCCUCAGCAAGGUUUGCGCCGGCCUUCACUCCAAGAACAGCGAGGAACUCCCCGCGGCAGCCGGCAAAGGCAUCAACCAGAACAACAUCGUCAACAUCAACAAGUUCUGGUUGUCGUCGGCGUGCGGCUCGGACUUCUACAUGGCCCCCGAGGUGUGGGAGGGCCACUACACGGCCAAAGCGGACAUCUUCGCCCUGGGCAUCAUCAUCUGGGCCAUGGUCGAGAGGAUAACCUUCAUCGACGCGGAGUCCAAGCGCGAGCUGCUGGGCACCUACAUCCGGCAGGGAACCGAGAUCGUCCCGGUCGGCGAGGCUCUGCUGGAGAACCCCAAGAUGGUUCUCCACAUCCCCCAGAAGGCUCGCAGCUCCAUGUCGGAGGGAGUGAAGAAGCUCCUCCAGGACAUGCUAGCAGUCAACCCUCAGGACCGGCCGGACGCCUUCCAGCUGGAGGUGCGGAUGGACCAAGUCACGUGUGCUGCGUGACACCAACCAACCCCCCAAAACCCCGACCAGUCAAAGAAGGGACCGCUUUCUUCCCAGCUUUGUUUACUACGAGGACGAGGACUCCAGUGGAAAAAGGGACUCUGACUAACUGAACUAUGAAGAAUCCACAGUCGUACUCUGAGCGGGAAGUGAUGGACUGGCUAAUGAUUCCAAACCUCUGGGACAGGAGCAGCAUGCUAACAAGACCACAGGAGUGCUCUUCUUCCAGCACCGACCAACCAGCUACAAUCACUGUUGCCAUGGAGACGAGGACGUUGAACUGGUGGAUGGCGUCUCCAUGUGACAACCAGGGUUCUGACAUUAGUUGUCUCCUAUUUGUUAAUUAGAGUUCCCAACAGCCCCAGUAGAGGCCUGCUCUUCAAAAACAUUAGUUUUCUACUUGGCUGUGGCACAGGUGACAGACUGGACUCUACCAGUAUCUUAAGGUCAAAGCAUCAUUUUGCUGAAAUGGUUUUGUGAAUAAUUAUGAAUAAUUACAGAUGACACUACUAGUUUGUCUGUCCAGUAAAACCUCGUGCCUUAAAGAUGAUUCACACCAAGUGCGAUUGGAUGAAAUAAAAUUAUUUCACGAGUUACGGUGGAAAGUUGCACACCACGACAGAAGCGUCACCAGGCUCACGCACGUUUCUGUCUGCAAAAAUGACCAAUGAAUUAUUUUGCUUUCAAUGAUGUCACACUUCUUUACCAACUACCCUGGCUGCAAUAAUGUCAAGUCAGAAUGUGAUCCAUCGGUGGCCCAACAAUACUCAAAAACUCAAAGGGGCGGCCAUGAUUCUGAAGCUGAACUAAACUACAAUGAAGAUAUUAUCAUCUAAUAAUUACCAUCAGUGUCACGUGUGUGCUUGUUUAAAGUGGGUUUACAAACCUGUGACACACUCCAGACGCUGCCGCAGAACAAAUGUGAUUUUUUUUUUAUGUUGUUCUGAUGAUAUUCAAUAGAAUUCACAUGUUAGAAGUAGCAGGCCUGUAUCAACUCCAUACAAUACUGUGCUAUUGCAACCAAACAAUGUCCAGCUGGAAAUUCAUAUUGGUUUUAAGUGGGCAUUAGUUCCUGUUGAAUCCAAAGAGCACCUGUUGGAAAAUGUGUGUAUAUCUGUUUAUCAUCACUGCAAAACUUAGUAUGAACAUAUUUACUAAAUUAACAUAUGACCAAGGAACAAUCAUGAUGGUUUGGUGAGCCAAUGGCUCUUUUGGUAACUUUGUACUGAAUGUUUUUCAUUGAGGUUAAGUGUGGCAUUUUAGGAGUGGAAUUCAUCUUUCAAUGUAGUUCAAGGUAGCAAGUCAAUGGCUAAUCUUGUCACAUGAAACAGAAUCAGACGUGUUCUGGUUCCUGUUUGUGUUAACCAACCACAAUUGAGCAGACUUUGGUUAAGAUCAUCUGACGACAACUUAACUUUAUAUUUUUUAAGAACUCGUCAUGUCAAUCACAAGUCAUCUCUCAACUCCAGAUCCAUUCUUGAGUCUUAAUUUGCUAAUCAGAGUAUAAAACAAUAACUGGCACAUAGAACAGGAAGUCUUGGCCCCGGAUAUCCGCCGGCUACACCAGAACUCCAGAAAUAUUGAGAGGGGUUGCCUUUCAAAAUAAAAGCGAGCAUACCGGAAGCACAUAUUUUUCGUUCCCCGUGUUUCUUUCUUGGGUCUUUAUUUUAUGUAUACAUUGUGAAAAUGUUUGUGUAUUGAUGUGUUCAAUUAAAAAAAGAUGUUUAUAUAUUUAUUUCCAGUUCAACUGGAUAAGGUGAAAAAAAUGCAAGAAAAUAUCAGGAUAAAAACCAAACAAAAUAUUUUGUUGGUUUUAUACAACGUAUACAUUUUAUACAGUCUAUGCACUUCACA
Centropristis striata (black sea bass) is the source of this 3266-nucleotide messenger RNA. It is a transcript of the gene stk35, whose product is annotated as serine/threonine kinase 35. Gene Ontology annotation, biological process: autophagosome organization; protein autophosphorylation; peptidyl-serine phosphorylation. Gene Ontology annotation, molecular function: ATP binding; protein serine/threonine kinase activity. The record is from RefSeq and is a predicted model, not a curated record. Gene Ontology annotation, cellular component: cytoplasm; autophagosome. NCBI's taxonomy places the organism in Eukaryota, Metazoa, Chordata, Actinopteri, Perciformes, Serranidae. The coding region runs from base 111 to 1412 and encodes 433 amino acids. The transcript has 3 exons.